CCACACAGUCCCGCAACCUAAGGGAGUCGACGCCCGAGAAGAUCCCGUUGCUAGGGGCGUUUCCAAGGAGGGGCCGCGAGGAGGGGAGCUCUUCCGGGAGGAGGACAACCGGUAACCCGGAAGCGGUCGACAGUGCGGCGCUGUUUAAAGAUGGCGGCGGAGGAACCUCAGCAGCAGAAGCAGGAGCCGCUGGGCAGUGACUCCGAAGGUGUUAACUGUCUUGCCUAUGAUGAAGCCAUCAUGGCUCAGCAGGAUCGAAUUCAGCAAGAGAUCGCAGUGCAGAACCCUCUGGUCUCAGAGCGGCUGGAGCUCUCCGUCCUGUACAAAGAGUAUGCUGAGGAUGACAACAUCUAUCAACAGAAGAUCAAGGACCUCCACAAAAAAUACUCCUACAUCCGCAAGACCAGGCCUGAUGGCAACUGCUUCUAUCGUGCUUUCGGAUUCUCCCACUUGGAGGCGCUGCUGGAUGACAGCAAGGAAUUGCAGCGGUUCAAGGCUGUGUCUGCCAAGAGCAAGGACGACCUGGUGUCCCAGGGCUUCACUGAGUUCACAAUUGAGGAUUUCCACAACACGUUCAUGGACCUGAUCGAGCAGGUGGAGAAGCAGACCUCAGUAGCCGAGCUGCUGGCCUCCUUCAACGACCAGAGUACCUCGGACUACCUGGUGGUCUACCUGCGGCUGCUCACCUCAGGCUACCUGCAGCGGGAGAGCAAGUUCUUCGAGCACUUCAUUGAGGGUGGGCGGACUGUCAAGGAGUUCUGCCAGCAGGAGGUGGAGCCCAUGUGCAAGGAGAGUGACCACAUCCACAUCAUCGCGCUGGCCCAGGCCCUCAGUGUCUCCAUCCAGGUGGAGUACAUGGACCGCGGCGAGGGCGGCACCACUAACCCGCAUGUCUUCCCUGAGGGCUCUGAGCCCAAGGUCUACCUUCUCUACCGGCCGGGACACUACGACAUCCUCUACAAAUAGGGCCGGCCUGGCCUGCACUGCCCGCCCGCCCGCCCCUCUGCCAGGCUCUAGACAUGUACAGAGGAUUUUUGUGGUUGUAAAUGGUUAUAUUUCACUCCCCCCUUCCCCAUCACAUAACCUUCCGUGUUUUAUUAAAGGGGAUGCUGGUGGUGAGCCAUGUGUGCGCGUGUCCCUGCUGUCUGCCUGGCUGCUCUGUGUCUGGCUGUCCACCUGCUCCCCAACUGGACUCCUCUAGGCUUUCUGCCUGUCCACCCCCAGGCCUCCCCACCAGAAGUUUUGAGGGGGCUAGGUCUCUUGGGGACCCCUCCUGGUUAGUGGGGUUCUGCUCCCUUCCCUUUAGACCUCCCCACCUUUCCUCCUUAGCUGGCCCAGGGACUCCCAUGGGGAUCUUGGAAGCUCCCCGGGACCUUGCCCAGGGACCUAGGCCUGCCAAGGCUUCCAGCUACUCCCUCAUAGGCUCGGCCUCUACCCUGCCCUCCUGGCCAGGACCCCAGGUGCCUGCCUUCCAUUAGAGGCUACAUGCUCGGGGAGUCCUGACUAAAGAGGGCCAAGGUGCUGGUGGGGUCUAGCUCAGGGCAGGUGGAAGAGUGGGGCACCCCCUGUGGUGCCAACCUGGUGGGGGAGGGGCAGCCUUCAAGCCUGCGGUUAGUCUGCAGGCCCCAGGGCUCGCUAGGCGGCUAUUCUUCCCCCCACCGCCUGCAGGCCCCUGCCUGUCUCUGCUUUGCACCCCCUUUGCUCGGGCCACAUUGUCUCUGCGUUGCCUUCUAUUUGCCCGUCACCUCUUCUCUUUCCCCACCCCAGCACAUUUGGGGUCUCGGCCCCCAGGCUGUGAGCUCCUUGGGGGCAGGUCCUCAAUAAAUGUGAAGUGCUGCUGCCCA
Messenger RNA from Manis pentadactyla (Chinese pangolin), 1844 nucleotides. It is a transcript of the gene OTUB1, whose product is annotated as OTU deubiquitinase, ubiquitin aldehyde binding 1. NCBI's taxonomy places the organism in Eukaryota, Metazoa, Chordata, Mammalia, Pholidota, Manidae. The coding region runs from base 151 to 966 and encodes 271 amino acids. Gene Ontology annotation, biological process: negative regulation of double-strand break repair; protein K48-linked deubiquitination. Gene Ontology annotation, molecular function: ubiquitin binding; cysteine-type deubiquitinase activity. The record is from RefSeq and is a predicted model, not a curated record. The transcript is spliced from 7 exons. Gene Ontology annotation, cellular component: nucleus.